Priapulus caudatus is the source of this 1272-nucleotide messenger RNA. Its product is annotated as origin recognition complex subunit 6-like. Lineage: Eukaryota; Metazoa; Priapulida; Priapulimorpha; Priapulimorphida; Priapulidae. Gene Ontology annotation, biological process: DNA replication initiation; DNA replication. Gene Ontology annotation, molecular function: DNA binding. Gene Ontology annotation, cellular component: nuclear origin of replication recognition complex. The coding region runs from base 92 to 820 and encodes 242 amino acids. The record is from RefSeq and is a predicted model, not a curated record. The transcript is spliced from 7 exons.
CGCGAGUGGAACUGGCGAGCGCGGACCAGUCUACUCGAGACGCGGGAACAUUCGUAAACGCAUUGUAGGAUAGAAACAUUUUGCUAAAGAAAUGGACACUGAGUUUCAAAACCAGUUUGCUCAGAAACUUGGAAUUAUUUCACCAAGAAUCCUUAGAAAAGCAGCUGAACUGUCGCGACUGAUCAAUGUGAAGGCCCCUGGGAUUUGUAUGUCUGAUUCAUGUAAGAAUGUUAUGAGCAUAGAAUUGGCUUGUAUGUCCUACAGUCAAAACCUCGACAGGGCAGUAGCAGCAAAGUUGGCAGGAACUACAAAGGCAAUAUACAACAGAACAUUAAAAGUACUUGAGACUUUGCUUAACUUAGCACCUAAAACAAACGUCCAGGACCUGGCUAUCCAGUUUGGGUGUUCAUCUGAGUGUAGUGACUUAGCUGGAAAAGUUUUGAAAAGCUAUCAGAACAGGAUGAGCACAAUCGAUUUAGACAUGGCUCUGUACCAGACCGCUGCCCUGUAUGUAACUUCAAAGAAGUUGAAAAGCAAAGUAGACAAGAGUAAGCUAGUUUCCAUUGCUGGCUGUACAAGUACUACAUUUGACAGAAUGUGCAAGCUGCUAGAAAACCAUGUCGACAUUCUUGUUGAUGACAAAAAACAACUGAUAGGCACCAAAAGACCAGCGAAGUCUUUCCUGCAGAGUGUAGAGGAAUCGAUAAAAAGAGAUGAGUUGCAGACAAACAGUAAGAAGCAAAAAGACUCGUCUCAGGAUGGCAAGGCGGAUGACUACGAGGCAUGGAAGCGCAGGAUGUUAGAUAUGUCUCGAGACUAAUUCCUCAACAAAAUCUACUUACAUGUAGAUGAAAGACAUACCUGGUCCAAAUUGGUUUACUGAAAUGGUUAGUCGCUUAGACAAUACUAACACAGGGCGUAGCUAAUGGGCAUCAACCCAUCCAAGAUAAAAUUGUUGGAUGGUCAAUGGCGAAUUGCCCACGGUUACCGGCUUUACAUAGAACUCGGUAAUCUGCACAUGGUUGCUCCCCCGAGCAAAAUGGGUUAGCUAGACCCCUGCAACAGUGGCAGAAUAGAUUUUCUUGUACAUAACAUCAACAUUAAAAGACGAACAAGUGCACUGUGUGAAAUAAUUUUGUUAGAAUUGAUUGUAUUUAAUUAGUAAUAAGUAAAUAUGUAUAUAUGUAUGUCGCGCACACAUGCACGCACGCACGCACGCACAUAAUAUUAAAUGCGUGCGUGUAUAUAGGUGUAGUGCUAUAGUGUCUGUUG